AGACGUGUGUGCACGUCAAAACACCACGUGACUGGCGACGUCGUUAAGGGCGACAGUUACUGAAAUCAGCAUGUGAACCGUCUUACUUUCUACUUGUGGGCUGUAAACGAGACGGUAGACUGUAGCUGUUGAGUGAGCCGUCAUUAAAACUAUCAAAUCAGAAAGAGACAUAAGCAAAGGAAGGUGCUGGUGCUUUACUGUAAAGCCAAGAUGGAACUGAAACAAGAGACAAGUCAGAUUGAUAUUAUGGAGAAAAUGGCUGUAAAUAUUAAAGAGGAAGAUGACUGUGAAUGGAAGUCUAUCCACCCUAAACAAGAGAGUCUGGGCAGUAAGGAUGAAACCUAUGAAUUGAAGUCAUCGGGCAUUAAAGAACAUAAUGAGAUUUCUGUCAACAUUGAGACACAGGAAUGGAAAAUUAUUAAAUAUGGUGAUGUCAAGGUGAAGUUUGAAUCAUUAAAUUCUGACACAAAGAGGACUGAGGAAGUUUCAUCUCUUAAAGCUCCUGAAGAUCAACCAUCACCUUCAAAUCAGUCUGGAAAAAGAAACAAGCCUCACUACUGUUUGGAAUGUGGCAAACGAUUUUGUACUUCAAGGAAUCCUCGGAGUCGCACAAGAAUUCAAACAGGAAAGAAGCAGCAGUGCUGUUUGUCAUGUGGCAAACAAUUUUUUAACAGAAGUACUCUUCAGGAAAAUGCUAAAAUUCAUACUGAUGAUAGGCCAUAUUGCUGUUUGGAAUGUGGCAAACAGUUCCACGACAAGAGUAAUCUUCGGAAACACACUAAAAUACACACUGGAGAGAAGCCAUAUUGCUGCUCUGAAUGUGGGAAACACUUUUCAUUGAAGAGCACCUUACAGAGACACACUAAAAUUCAUACUGGAGGGGAGAUGUAUUGCUGCUCGGAAUGUGGAAAACAAUUCUCUCAAGUCACCAGUCUUCAGACCCACACAAGAAUUCAUACUGGAGAGAAGCUGUAUUAUUGUUCUGAAUGUGGCAAACAGUUUUUAAAAAGGAGCCAUCUUCAGAACCACAAAAGAAUUCACACUGGAGAGAAGCCAUACUGCUGCUCUGAAUGUGGGAAAUGUUUUUCUCAAAGUAGUCAUCUUCAGGUUCACAAAAAAAUUCAUACAGGAGAGAAGCCAUAUUGCUGUUCCGAAUGUGGUAAACAGUUUUUGCAUAUGAGCAGUCUUAAAAGACACAUUCCAGUUCACACAGGAGAGAAGCCGUAUUGCUGUUCUGAAUGUGGCAAGCAUUUUUCUCAAAGUAGCAGUCUUUGGAGUCACAAAAAAAUUCAUACGGGAGAGAAGCCAUAUUGCUGUUCUGAUUGUGGCAAACAGUUUACAGACAGGAGUGGUUUUCAGAGCCACAAAAGAGUUCAUACAGGAGAGAAGCCAUAUUACUGUUCUGAAUGUGGUAAGCAGUUUUCUCAGUGGAGCAGUCUUCAGAGCCACAAAAGAAUUCAUACUGGAGAGAAGCCGUAUUGCUGUUCCGAGUGUGGCAAACGGUUUUCACACAAGUGUAAUCUUCAGAGCCACAAAAGAAUUCACACUAGAGAGAAGCCUCAUUGCUGUUCUGAAUGUGGGAAACAAUUCUGCAGUAGGAGCACCCUUCAGAGACACACUAGGAUUCACACUGGAGAGAAGCCAUAUUGCUGUAAUGAAUGUGGUAAACGAUUCAGUCAAAGGAGUAAUCUACGGAGUCACAUUAGAGUUCACGCUGAAGGAAAGUCAUAUUGCUGUAAUAAAUGUAGCAAACAAUUCUGUGACAGGAGUAGUCUGAAGAUCCACAAAAAAAUUCACAUUGGAGAAAAGUCUUAUUGUUGUAAUGAAUGUGGUAAACACUUCUGUAGCUGGAGCAGCCUUCAGAGCCACAAAAGAAUUCACACCGGAGAAAAGCCGUAUUGCUGUUUGGAGUGUGGCAAACAAUUCCGUGACAGAAGUACAUUUCAAAGCCACAAAAGAAUUCACACAGGAGAAAAGCCAUUUUGCUGUAAUGAAUGUGGAAAAAGAUUCUAUCACAGUGGUAAUCUUCGGAGUCACAUUAGAUUUCACACCAGUGAAAAGCCUUAUUCCUGUAAUGAAUGUGGCAAACAAUUCCGUAGCAGGAGUAAUCUUUGGAGCCACAAAAGAAUCCACACUGCAGCAAAGCCAUAUUACUGUUUAGACUGUGGCAAACAAUUCCGUGACAGAAAUACUCUUCACAUCCACAAAAGAAUUCACACAGGAGAGAAACCAUUUUGUUGUUCAGAAUGUGGCAAACAAUUCCGUCGCAGGAGUACUCUUAAGAGUCAUAUUAGAAUUCACACUGGAGAGAAGUCAUAUUGUUGUAAUGAAUGUGGCAAACAGUUUUCACGAAAUAGCACUCUUCAGAACCACAAAAGAAUUCACACUGGAGAGAAGCCAUAUUGCUGUUCUGAAUGUGGUAAACAGUAUUCACAGAUGCGCAGUCUUAAGAAACACUCUACAGUUCACACAGGAGAGAAGGAGGAAGUCUCGAAGGAGUAAGUUGACAGGUGAAGAAGGAAACAACAGAGGAAGUAUGCAAUGCAUCCCUCUACUGAAGUUACAAUGAAUACCUUUAUGUUGGGUGUUUUAUUGUACAACAUUUAUAACAAUACUCAUCAAGGCAAUCGGUCCUGCAAGUAUGAAUAGUAUCUGUAAUUCAUACUGGUCACUUAUCUUAAUGGAUAGAAAAGUGCCCAGCCUUUGCCUCAACACUCUGGUAGUGAUUGUGAUGGUGCAACAUUUUUAGAUGAAGAGAAAACUUCCAAUGUGGUGGAAGUCCAGAUGGAUAGUCUUUCUGGCCUUACCACAGUGGAAGUGGAACAACCACAAAACAACAACUUAAGCAAGAAAUUAAAAGGGCUGUUGAAUAGUUAAAGAUUAAGAGGAAAUCAUGUACUGCUACCUUUAUGUAACAAAUCCAGAAGGUCCAACUAAAGGAUAUGCCAGGAGGGUUUGCAAAACUUGUAAUCACACCAUCCAAAUUAAGAUAACUAAUGUCAACCUGAGAUCUGUAGUUGGAAUGAAAAGUGAAUAAGUCAAGAGUAAAUAGAAUACCCACAAAGAGAGUAAAAGAUUAAAUAAUGCAGAAGAAAGGCAAGAUCCAAUUAUGAGAACUAAUGAGAGUAGAAUGGGUGGCAACAUUAAAGCAUAAAAAAACAAACUAAGUUAAAGACAGAAAGCACAUAUUUGAAAAGAAACUCAGAAAAAAACUCCCAAAUAUGAAUGUACACACUUGGAAAAUGAUCAUCAGGUAGAAAGUGAAUGUUCUCAUAAGCAACCAAUUGUCAAAUAAUGAGUUAUAUGUCUUAAAGGAGCUGAAAAUGGAAGGGAUGUGAAUUACUGUGGAAAGUUCCUCUGUUGAUUACUUUGGUUCAUGUACAUUAUGUUGUUACAAUUAACUGUAGUGUGUGCGUGAAUGUCAGUUAUAUCUGCUUUAUUAUAUCCACCAUGUACAGCUUUACCUGAAUGUGUGUACAGUGCCCAGCAUAACUGAGUACACACCCAAAAGAUAUUUCAGAAAAUCAUUUAUCUCCCUAUAGAAUUGAUAUUUUCUGUGGGAUUCUAUACCAUAAAACAGUCCAGGAAAUCUGGUUUAUUGUUUGUAAAUUAGAUUUGUCAGUACAAAAACAAAAUUUAACUAUGUUUAAGAAAAUUAUUUAAGGCCAGGGUGCAAAAAUUUAGUACACCAUAUUGAAAGUCUUAGGCAUAACGUUUAAUCAAAUGAAAAUUAACAGGAAUUCAACAUUAAAUGAGUGUAAUCAAUCAUUACACAGGUGAUCACAGGAUAUUUGAUAAUUCUUCUUCUUCUUCUUCUUCAGGUUGAUGUGUGUGAUCAACUUUCUCUAUACAGCUCAGUCCUGCACCCCCCUCACCAGUAAAGCACUUUUCCUUCAAAUGUUCUUUUACUUUACCUACCCACAUCCGUUUUGGCCUCCUCACUUUCUCCUCCCCUGUACUACCAAUUUCAUCACUCUUUUGCCCACAUAUUCAUUCACUUCUCAUCUCACGUCCAUGCCACUUUAACCUCCUUUCCUAUACUUAGAUAUCUCUCCCACUUUUGUAGUUUCUCUGUUUGUCUCAUUUGUUAUUUUGUUAUUUGCUUUUGUAACUCCACACAUCCAUAACAACAUUCUCAUUUCUGCCACAUCUAACUUCUUCUCCUGCAGUUCCUUUGUUUCCCAUGUCUCAUCUCUAUACAUCAUUGCUGAUCUUUCAACUGUCUUAAAAACCUUACCUUUAACCUUCAACUUACUUCUUUAAACACAGAAUACUCCUGAUACCUCUUCCAAUUAUUCCACCUGCAUUGCACUCUUUGGGAUAUCUCUGCAUGUAAGUUUCCAUCUUGGGCUAUCACUUAUCCUAGAUAUUUAAAUUUAUCCACUCCCUGAAUACUAACUUCUGAAUCGCUUAUCAUCAUUAAACCUCAAAUAUUAUGUCUUCUUCCAAUUUAUCUUCAUUUCUCUAUCUUCCUGAGCACUUCUCCAUUCUUCCAACUUCUUCUUUUCAAGUGCUACAAAACACAAUGUCAUUAGCAAAAAGCCUUCACCAGGGGGAUUAGUCUUUUAUCCCAUGACUCAAUGCAUCCAUAACCAGAUCAAAGAUGUAAGGACUUAAAGAAGAUCCCUGGUGCAGAC
Molecule: messenger RNA, 4637 nt
Organism: Polypterus senegalus (gray bichir)
Lineage: Eukaryota; Metazoa; Chordata; Cladistia; Polypteriformes; Polypteridae
Product: zinc finger protein 260-like
Exons: 5
Coding region: 211-2502 (763 amino acids)
Source: RefSeq, a predicted model, not a curated record